CAAAUCCAUCGAAAUACGUGCAUUUCGGUGAAAAUUGAGUUGAAUUUGCACAAAUGCAGUGCUGACAAAGUGAAACGAGAGAAUAAAAAACAAUAUUAAUGUGCAAAAUAUGCGGAAAACUGCUUUGAAAUGUGGAGAGCGCAGAACAGCGGUACACAAAAGAAGGAAAGAGAGAAGGGAGAAAAGGAAUGGAAUGAUGGCCGCUUAUACCUGCUCUGCUUCGAAAAAGAAACCGAAACCAGCCACCAAAAAUGUUUGCUGCCGGCUCUGCCGCUGCUCCUGCUGCACUCUUCGGAAUGCAAACUGGUUAAUGGUUCAUUUCUAGACACAGCCGGCUUGAGCAACUGUGGCCAUAUUUUUUCUUCUUUUGCGCUCUUCCCUUUUGAAACUGUUCUCGCCGCCUCCGUUUUGUGCCGCUCUUCUAAGAUAAAGAGCGCGCGUCUCGAGAUAAAUGCGAAAAAUAUUGUAUCUCAAUGGCCGCGGUGUUUCCGAUGUGAAAAUUAAACGAAACCGUAUUCAUUAUUUUGUGUUUGUUCUGCUCAACAGAAAAGUGUGUAUUAAAAAACCUCAAUAGCCCCCACAUUACGACGAGAAAACACAAACGACAAAACCAUAGUUGAAUUGAGUGAGAAUAAUAUAUAUAUAUAUAUAGAGAGAGAGAGAGAGUAAAUACACCGCUACAAUGUCGGAAGAAGUAGAUCGCAACGAUCCCGAGCUGAAAUACCUUUCGGUGGAACGGAACCAAUACAAUGAUCCGGCCACACAGGCGGAAUGGACACAGAAGCGCCUGGUCUGGGUGCCCCACGAGAAUCAAGGUAUGCAUUGUUGCUUGCAUUUUUCCGCAACAUGGAACGCGAUUAUUGCUUUCCGCCAAUGAAAAUUAUGGCAGGAAACGGCUGCGACAGAAUGUCAGGAUGCGUCGUGUUAAUAUUCCCCAAUAAUUGGUAAUAUUCACCCUAAGUCGAUGUCCAAAUAUAGUAAUUUAAGAACAUAAUUUAAAAGUAUGGAAUGGGACUCAUUGUUGUCAACCGGUUAUUACCGAUUCAAAUAAAUACUGAAAUAUACGGUAUUAUUUUCAAUAUAUACCGACGUAUUUUUGAUA
Drosophila miranda is the source of this 1102-nucleotide messenger RNA. Its product is annotated as myosin heavy chain, non-muscle-like. Lineage: Eukaryota; Metazoa; Arthropoda; Insecta; Diptera; Drosophilidae. The transcript has 2 exons. Bases 683 to 877 code for a protein of 64 amino acids. The record is from RefSeq and is a predicted model, not a curated record.